Messenger RNA from Dermacentor andersoni, 12501 nucleotides. RefSeq names its product E3 ubiquitin-protein ligase Mdm2-like. The record is from RefSeq and is a predicted model, not a curated record. NCBI's taxonomy places the organism in Eukaryota, Metazoa, Arthropoda, Arachnida, Ixodida, Ixodidae. Gene Ontology annotation, cellular component: nucleus. Gene Ontology annotation, molecular function: ubiquitin protein ligase activity. Gene Ontology annotation, biological process: cell cycle; protein ubiquitination; regulation of gene expression.
AAUUUUCGUCGCAUAUUUCGCGUAAAACGCAUGACAAACAGCACCGACCACGACAAACAGGCUCAUAUAUGUUCGCAGCACGCAAACAGCAUGAAAAAAACACCGUUUUUCGAGUUCCACGUUGUUGACGAGCCGGUCGAUCCUCCCAGCGUCGCGCGGGCUGGUGAGCAAUCGGGCGGUUAAUGCUACGCGGCGUUCAAAUAUUCGAAUUUGAACAUUUGAACGUUUGAAAAAAAAGGCUUGUCCGACGGCGGCACAGGCAUGUCGGGCGCGCGCGGGUCUGAAUCACACUGCCUGCUACGUGCGACAAUAGAGGAAACUAGAACGUAAGCAAUUGCAACGUCAGCGGCCAACCCUCGCUUAUGUGCGAGCGCGUUGUCGCCCGCCCCGACAUGUUCGGGCAAGAGCACUGCGCAAGUAACGCCGCGUCGUCUCGCACCGCCGGUUGGCGAUCUCGUGGCACUUCAUCCUGAGCGCGCCGCCGGCACCCACGGUUAGAGCUCGUCGCCACAAAAGUAAGCUUUUGGACUUGAAAAAACUUAGAAAAACUAUGCAAAGAUGGGUACAGGGCAUUCGGGGUUCUUUUUUUUUUUUUUUUUUUUUGUUAUGGCUUGUAGCACGUGGUCUCGUAGACUGCGCGUCGCCGGGUUACCAUGACACCGCGCUUCUGUGGCAGAUCAGUUUGAAACGCGGCUGUGGUUUUUACGCGUAGCUUCAGUGACAGUAUCUUUAAAAAAAUAUUUCGCGUUUUUGGUUGUUGGGUUUCUCCCACUAACGCCGCUAUGUGUGCGUCAAUUACUACCGCCCUAAUGGCUUUCUUUUGUUGAGAGGGGGCGGUUUGGUCUUAAGUUCGUGACUGCACUUUCGGGCACGGUGUCUUCGCUUCCGCCCCUCUAAGCGAGUCGAAUUUAAAAUGCUAUGUUAGGUCAACUACUCGAAGUCGCUGCCGUAGGCCGUUUAUUAUUAUUUUUAUUUCCCCUGAUUGCCCUGCAUACCGUAGUUCCAAGUCAUUCCAGCCGUCUUUCUGCAUAUCCCAAGAUUUUGUGAAAAGCAGGCUGAUUGCGUUGACAUAGUUUUGUAAUGGUACAUGCAACAAAUGUUUCACAAGCCGUGUGCUCAGUCAUGUAAAUUUUAAUUGUUUCUGUCGAGCGCCAUCAAGUUCAUUGGCACAUUAUCCUCUGUGUAGUGUCACAGGAUACAGUGACAUUGUAUUGGUAGUAAAGCAUGAGCCGUGUGUCAAUUGAACAGCUCUUCAUACCAAAGGAUGGACUCAUGGAGUGCCUUAAAACAGUGGGGGCUAAGCCGGGGCCCUUUACUUUCCCACAGAUAAUAGACCUUGUGAGAACGUAUGUCAUGGAACGGCGGCUCGCUGAUGCCAAGUUGCCAACCAUGAUCGUCUGUGGCCAUGACCCACUGGGCAAGGUGUUUGGUGUGGAACGUUUUCUAGUCAACGAAGUCAUCGAUCAUCUAGUCAAACAAAUGUAUGCUGUACCACCGCAGCAUGUAGUAUCUCAAGGAACGUUAAAGCGGGAACUCCAAUCGGGCGACAACGGCACCAGCGACGCACUGGUCACCAAGCGUGCGCGCCUGGACGCAGAUUCGACGAGUGGCGCAAGUGCGUCAUGCACGUUGUCCCCCGUUCGUCUGUACAUACCACCGUCUCCGUGCUACGACAGCGGGCCAGAGACGGAAUACAGCUACCAGGGCCACGAGACGGAGUUCAUCAAGGACACGAGCGACGACCUCUGGUUCCUCGAGGAGUCCUCGUCGGACGACAACUCGACCGACGACGAGAUCACGCAGCGACGGCUCAUGAGGGUCGCGGCCCUGGCGGCCGAGCUGCUGCAGCGCGAGGAGGAAGGCGGCCACAUCGACGACGACUGCCCGUACGAGGUGGAGUACGAGAUCGAGGAAGAGGAGUCUGACCACCACACUGCCGGAAAGGCAGGCAGCAUCUCCUCCGACAGCGACAUUGAGGACGUGGCCCAGGCGGAGAUCCUGAUUUGUGUAAAUGACGAUGACGCGCAGUUCUGGGCCGACUCGUCUGACAGCUACUCUUCCGACUCGGAGAUUGGCGAUGCGGACCUGUGGCAGUGCCGGCUUUGUGGUACGCGGUGCGAGCCCCACGGUUUGUCGGCCGUGCAACGGUACUGCACCACCUGCUGGAAGGACCGCUUUGGAUGGCUGCCAGACCGGGAGGAGCGACACCCGCCCCAGAAGAAGCGCCGCCGGGUUCAGCGUCGCAACAGCCUCAGGGCGAGCAUCUGCCGCGUGUCAAGCACACUGGGCAGCGGCGGCGUGAGCUCGGACCGGCACCGGCUGAACAGUGCCGGCGAGGAAAGUCGGUCGGGGUCGUCCUGCAAUGACAGCGUGAAGCUGCACUCGGAAGGACCUGGCAGCAACUCGAACACCAACGGAUCACAAGAGAGUUUCGGUGGUGGGAGCACUUCAGAGGGGCUGUCGCAUAUCGACGACGGCGACGAGGGAGACGGCUUCAGCCCGGCGACGACCGGUGCGAGCCAAGAGGCACCCGACGACUGGUCUCAGCCCGGUUGCAGCACGGACAAGCAGGACGGCGACGGGCUGGCGCUCCGUAGUUCGGCAGUGGCAGACCUGUGCACCAUCUGCAUGGCGCGCCCCAAGUGCGGCAUUCUGGUGCACGGUCGGACGAGUCACCGUCUCACGUGCUACAAGUGCGCGUUGCAGCUGCAGAAGCGAAACCAGCCGUGUCCGGUGUGCCGACGCCGGAUCCAGCGCGUCGUGCGCAACUUCGACGCCUGAGGCAUGGGCGUUCGUCUUUUUCUUGUGGUGCGCUCGCUCGUCAGCUCGCUGGGGAGCUUAAAUCCUCCACUCGUGUGCAACGUGCCGCAGGAGCUGGCGAAAAGUGUGCAACUUCAACACUUUGGCCAGGAGUGACCUUUUCGGUGAUUUGGCUGUUGCGCACGACUGUUUCCUCGUCACGUGUUCUGGCUUUUCUUCUCUUUUCGCACUCCGCGAACUCUCGCAUUGCAGAAUGCAAGUUUGCAGCUGAAAAAUGUUCUAGUGAAUUUUCUCUUUCCGUUGCUGUGUUUUUUUUUUUCCAUCUGUGCAACAUGGCGCAACUGCAAUUAGUAGCAUGUUUGCAUUUCUUCCUCAGAAAAGCUCCCACACCCUCGAGGCUUAAAUUUGCCACUGCUACUGUUGGUUCAAAUAAAGAAUCAAGUCUUGUUGUUUUAUCAUUAUUGAUUUCUUAAGGGAAGAUGAGGCGCUUCAAAAAAAGAAGAAACUAUUUUUUAAGCAAUUCGAAUAAAAUUUGCUCCGUUAAUGUAUUUUCACCAAGUGAUCUCAAGAAUGAAAUUGAUAAAUAUUUUUAUAAUACCCAAAGCCAGAUGUUCUUUGCUUUAGGACCUAAUUAGCUAAUUAACAGCAACUUAGACCACAAGGAAUCGAUUCUGAAUGUUCAUAGUGUAUUGUAAGCUAUAAAUUAUUGUUUUAGGCCACUUGAAGCAAAGUUAUAGGUUGUCAAACUUAGUCAUAACAAAAAGAAAAUGGAAAAGUAAUUUAAAGUGCCUCAUCCCCCCUGAAAAGCUGGUCCCAAUCUAUAGUACUAGUGCAGUUGAAUCCCCAAACCAUGAAAUUUAUAACAUCUAUAAACAAAUUAUUGCAGAAAAUAUCUUAGUUGUGACAUUCUCAACUGAGCACGUGACAUGUGACCAGUAGUCUAAAAGGCAAAAACCUUUACUUGGCCCUGCCUGUGAUUCUGGUUAAAGGGACACUAAAGCGAAACAAUAAAUCAGUUUAGACUAAUGAAGCAUUGUUUGAGAACCCUGCAGGCAGUCAUUAAAAACAAAUUGUUUGAUUAUUAGAUGAGAAAAUGAAGGUCCAAGUGUCAGUAAUUGAAUUUCGCGCCGAAACGCCAGCACUGGUACGUCAGGGUGACAUCAGAGAUUCCAAAGUAUGUUUUCGCAUUUGGGCAGCGUUGGCCGAAUAACGAUUCCCGAAACUUGCCAUGUUCAAUAUUUGGUUCCUUUAGAACACAAUGUAGUCAAUCUGUACCGCUAUAUAUAAUUAGUAGGCCCUAGAAGAUGCCAUCAAAAUCCAAGACGUCACAGGCUCCAGGUGCGGGAACUUAAGUAGGCGUCGCCACCCGUAUUUCAGUCUUGCGCUUUUUCUGACUUGCCAAACGUCUUAUCGUUGUAAGACUGGUGUUUUUGGUGUUUUAGAACGGUCAUUUACUGAUGCAGAAAAAAUCGUUUUUCACUUUAGUGUCCCUUUAAGCUGUGGUUGUAGUUACAUGGGACUUGAGUCGAUGUAAUGUGUUCGUGCGUGUUACUUGUUUCGGAGUCGCUGCAUUGCGCACAUUAUGUCCAUCUGGACUAUUUCAAUUGAAGCCAUCAUAAUCGAGUUCAUCGGGUACUCUGUGAAUGACUUCUUCGUUGGUCUCCGUCCCAUGAGCAUUUGGACAGGUGUCAGUCUCCUUAUGUUGUUGUCAGACUGUUCUGUCAUGGGGUUAUUCUUUUUUCUUUUUUUGGUUCCUUUCGCGAUAGCCCACAAAUGGGAAAAUUCACAGACGUUGCAACCUGUCGGUCAACUUUGUAUCCUCGUUUUCUGUUGCGGCAUAGCUAAAAAAUGAAGUCGGUUGCUCUUUUGACAAAACUUCGUGUGGCCUUAGCACUGGUCACUUAAAACCACAGCUCAUUAUGCAGCUGGAAAAAAAUUGCAAUAGCGUUAGCAAAUCAGCCUAGAUUUCUUGUAAAGCAUCCAGAUUCUUUUGAGCUGACGGUUUUUAGUAAGUCCACUGUAGACCUCAGAUCAAGGGGCCAGGGACUACUGACCUGCAGUUCAAUGGAGAAUGUGUCACAGGUUUGUCAGCUCGGCGUUUUUUUCAACGCCUUUGGCAGGGGGCGGUGUGCGAAAAGUAAACAGACAUUCUUGAUCUUUUGCCUGCUGUGUAUGGCUGGUUCAGAAGCUAGAUGCAUUUCUCUCUGAAAUGGGCUGUAGCCACUGGAAAUGGCACUGGCUGCAUCUUGGUGGUACCUCAGUUUUCAGACAGUGUGGCCGAUUCUUGAACAUCCAUCUGCGACGUUUUACUGGAAGGCUUCGAUUUAUAUUAAAACAGCUAGGCCGUGUACUGUUCAGAAUGUCUAAAGGCGUGUGCUUGUCUGUCUCCUCUGCGUUGAAAACAGCAGCAUUCUUUUUUCCUUUCGCUGCAUUCACUUCCAUUAUAACGCUGCCUCUCGGACCAGAGAGUUCUAUUCAGGAUCAUCUCCCAAGAGUGCUGCAGCAUUGUGGUAAGAAGUGCCCUGUAAAGGAAAUACACUGUCGGCAUUGUAAAUAUUAGGUGAAGCAUGGUCCUUCGAGAUGCCAGAGACAUUGACUGCCAACCUGAGAAUUGGUGUCAUCAGCCAAGGUAGUCUUCCCACGCGACACUUUAUUGAAGAAAGCUAAUGUUGAUUCUCUUGAGCUGUCGGCCUCGACAAUGUCCUCAGUGCUUGGAAUGCAUCCAAUCUUUCAGUUUAUUUUCUGCGCCAUGUCACAUCGGGGUCAUUAGGCACACGUCUUCACAAUCAAUGUGCACAUUGGUUUGCCUAGCAUUUCGUGUGCUAACCACUUUGCUUUCUUGUGAUGCAUGUCUCUCGGGCAUGUCACUUGGCUCUGUGUCAUCGCUUAUUCAGUGUUGUGGAGAUGAUGCUGGCUUUUAAACUUUAAAAACUGGUAUAAUUUCUUGAAGCUAUGGACAUAGCAGUAUCAUUAGGCUUGCUGCGCAGAAGCUUAUCAGCUGCUGCAGAAAUGCGAUUGUGAACACCAUAUUGUUAGAGAGAGAAUUUUGAUGAAUUGCAUUCUACUGGACGCUGAUGGGAUGAAACAAACUUUGUUGGGAUGGAGAUGACAAUGACGCGGCACUUGUGGUUCUGGGAUUCAACUGUACUAGUGGUGCACCAGCUUUACUGCUGUUCUUCGGUACUAUAGUGCAUUCUCGAAUAAGCUGUUUCAAAGUAGUACUAAGUUAAUAUAUAUAUCUGUACAUAAAAAAAAACACAUUUUCGAGUACUUGUAAUUUGCUAUUGAACGCUCUGCGGUGUUUCUGAACUGACAGCAUGACAGGAUUGAAUUGUCACACAGUCCCGCCAAGGACAACGAGCAACACAGGUCAUCGUUCAACCCUUGCCCAUGUUUUAUGCUGGACCUGCAAAUUCUGUUGUGCUAUUGUGGGUGAAUGGAACGCAUUCGAGUUGGAGCUUAGCAGAACGCAUUCUUCCAUUUCCACUUCCAACAUCUUGUGUGAUGUUGGGAAUGGUUUCGGCUUGUAUGCUUUAUUUGGGGUGGCUUUGCCAAAAGACUAAAUGGCAGUUCGAACGCGCGCUUUCGAGUUAUUACUCAGUAGAAGGGUUCCGGUGUACACUUCCUCCUUCAAGUUUAAUUCGUUCGCCAUAGCUCUUAGCUGUUCUUAUCGCUGUAGCCUUUCCAAAGUCGCAUAUUUUCACAGAUAUGAUAACAGCUGUGCUGGCGUGAUGCCCUAGUUCUUUUUCGUUAGGUCUAGAGGUAACAUCAAGAGUGCCAUUUAAACGAGCAACUUCUAGGUCAGUGGGACGCCGCAGUUACCUCUGAAUUACUUUUGUAAAUUUUAUUUUCGUUGACAUUGCCUGACCUCAACACCAGCACGACUGUCAUUAUUGAAUGUGAGAACAUGCACCUUCCUUAAGGUUUCUAUGGUGAGGGCAGGGAUGAUUAAGCUUACCGUGUGUGUAAAUAUUGAAAUGGAGCUCUGAACCUUCAACUUCGCGUUUCACCAUCCACGGAACUGCAACCUAGGCUGUAAAUAUCUUGUCUAGUAACAGGGGCAUCCGAGCUUAUGGUCUGAGCAGAUUUCAGCCCAGAGUAUUGGGCCUACGUCUGUGCACUUCGCUUUGCACUUGUCUCGUACCAGGGUUUGCAGCUCUUGUAAAUAGCUCUAGUAACUAAUAGGAGAAACGUGAGGCUUGUUACCCAAGCACACCUCAAACUAAAAUCGUGAGUUCUUUAGCUGUCUGCAUGCUUAUCUGCCCAUUUUCAUUACUUGUCACUGCAGAAGCAAUUCUCUCUACUUACACCUCGUGGGCUUCAGUUCAGAGGCUCAGUUCUGCGGCUUAUUUGAAUUCAUUGCUCUGAAAAAGGCUUCGACUGAGCUUGAAACUGGCUGCUUCAGUAAAGCAUUUUUUCAAGGAGCAUUCCUUCAGGCAAAGGGAAAUAGCCUUCACCGGCAAGAGCUACAUUUCAGAAAAAUUUAGUUGCAAAUUUUAAUAAGCUAUUCCUUUCGAAGGAUUUUUUCUUAGGCGGCAACGAAGUUUUUUUGCUCCCAGCAAAAAAUAGCUAUCACCAGGAACAACUGUGUUUCUUGUUAAGGUUCUUUUCUAUGUUCAUAUGAGCAGUGAAGUAAAUGUCAUCUUUAAUUUAAUUCUUACUCUUACGAGUGAUCACUGCUCUGCGAGUUAACAUAUGCAAAUGCCUUGUGCAGUGCUGUACAUCCAUGCAUUUCUCAUUUAAUAAAUGUUUGAUACGUGCAAUAAUACACACUAACUGUUCAUACUAAUGAGAUACGUGUUAUUUCUUUCCGUAAUUCGGAAACAGUUACAGCACAUUUAUCUGCAGAGAGUAGAAAAGCUUGCCAUCUGUAUUUCGUUUGCUCUGUCACUCGUGUAACCUAAUUUGCCUGCUUACUGUAUUUGGAACGCUUGUGAUGCUCCUUUAUAAAGUGUCGACUGUAUGCACGUUAGGCUUAACACAUUCUGUUUAAAGUUGGCAGUGGUAAUAAUGUAAGACUGUAUAAACUUAAUGCGUUUGCCAAUACAACUGACAUUUUCUUUUUGUGAUCUGAGUUCUUUUUGUGUGGAUUUGCAUCUCUCCAUGUCCAGGGAGAAGACGCCACCAUGUGGAGUGUGUUUUGUCACGCAAUGGAUAGGCAGUCAUUGAAGCAAGCAGUUGCCACUCCAUGUUUUUGUGCGUGGCAAUUUGUGUAAUGGCAGCCAGGUAGCAUCCAAUGUUUUGUGUAAUGAAAAGGAAAAAAUGUACAACUUGAAAGAGUGUGAGAAAGAGCGUGGCUUUUCGUUUCUAUGUUGCAGGGCAGCGUUCAUCGCUUUGUGGAUGCCUCUGCACGUCGAUCUCAUCUGAACAUGUGUCCUAAGUAUGCUUUAGCAGGAGCCAAUCAGUUGCCAGCUACCUUACUGUAAAUGGGGGCUCAGUGUUGUCACAGCUGUACUUGCCAUUGUGCACCAUGAUCGACCAGUGUUGUAAAUCAGUUAGUGGCCCAUGAAAACCUUGUGUCAAAACGUCAUUGUCAAGGCCUUUUGUCGAAGGCAGUACGUUGUUGUCAGGCUCCGGAACAUGAUGCUGUGCUGCUUCCUGACAGUGCCUUGGCAUAGGCAUUAGUUGUUAAAAAAAGCCUUUUAUUCUUUUUUACUCGCGAAAACUGAUAGGAACCCUAACGCUACCUAAAUAGGAAUGUGAUGUAGGAAGAAGUGCACCGGGAAAACAGUUUCAUGCAGUUGUAAAUCUAGCAUUUGUUCCUCCGGAGUUCUUUCUAUGUUUUGUCUCCAUUUACGGACAGUCAAUCACGAUGCGUAGCCAUAGUCGUCAGCUAACCUAGUUUUCUUGCCCAAUGCGUGGGCCAUAUUGCAUGUUAUUGAAGUUGACUUGUCCUCUGUUCCAGAGGUCCGUGCUACUCUAGACACAUCGGAGCUUUCGAGCCGAUGACCAAAUUUCUCGCGCAUUGGAGUUUUCGAGCACUGGCUUAAGGUCAGCUGUGAUUACAUGUGACAUAUCCUGCUAAGUACGUGAACGGUGUACUCGCGUUUGCUGUGUGAGAAAGUGCACACCGCUUUCGUUGGGAGUGAGCAACGCAGUUGCGUGCUGUAUGCAGAUGUGACCACGUUGUGGCGAAGAAUGUGCACAGCUGCGUUUUCAAUCAUUUAUUGGUGCAAGCGGGGAUGUGCUUGUGUCCUAGUGCCUCAUAGCUGGAUACCCUAGAUGCCUUUGAGCAGCGAGAUGUGUGUGCGUGUUUUUUACAGUGUACAAAAUACUGAGUGUAUUGGACCCACGAACUGAUACUUUUGUACAGUGCAUUCACUGCUGAGCUCUCUCUCUGGUCCCAAUAGCUGGAUACAUGAAAUGCUCUCGAGCUCCUUUUUUGUUGUGUAGGUGUAAUUUUAUACAGCGCGAAUGGUGCUGCGAAUGUUCUUUUACAUUUUGCACGAGUUUGUCGCACCACUGUAUCCCAGACAAAACCAAAUCUACCAACCAGUAUUUUUGGCAUCGUUUGGCAGUGUAAAUAAUGCAUUUGUGUCUAUGAUGUGCAUGCCAAUGUGCAUGCCCUGAGUGCCUUGGUUGAGGGACGGGCUCCUAACAAGCGCUCUCAAGUUUGAGUUUAUGCGGCAGAAGCCAGGAUGACGCAUGUGUAACCCAUAGUUUUAUCUGUGUAAGAGAUUAUAUUUGUGCACUGUAAUAGCCGGACAGCUUGUACACUUUGCACAGCCUAAGGAUCAUAUAGCCAGCCUCGUAGCUUAAGAAGAAAGAAGCUUGCGUAGUUUUAGUAAUUUAUUUUAUUAACACAUCUGGUUACCUAACCAGUUUCUUUUGAGGCAUGAUGUUUGGGCAGUGAAAGGUACUUGUGCCUUAGCCUUUUCAGUCUUUUUUUGCAAUGCCAAGGUUUGUGCCCUUUGUUACAUGUAAUGAAAGUUACUUCAUCACCAAAGUUUCAAGGUGUGUGUCUGCGUUCAUGUGAAACUGUCUUAGAUUUGUGUGGCGUGUUAAUGUAUAAGUUAAUCGGGGUUGGGCUUUCGUUUUGGCUUUCUGUCAUCGGCAUGUAGUGUUCUCGUUUUGUGUGGUUGUUGCACUCUUUCUAUAGUGGCCACGUCGAUGUGAUUUGCAGGCAGUUUGCUCGUUGAGAAAGCAUUUGUCUCGUGUAAAAUGUAUGUUAGCCUUUAUUUUUAUAUAUAACAUUCACUGUUUUAAUGUGGUUGCGGCAGGCAGUGUUCUUAGUUUUAUGGGAUUUUGUGGCUUUGAGUUUGUCUGCUAGAAUGUUUGGGUCUAUGUUUGCUGUUUGUGCUGUUCUAAAGUAGCUUGAAGGUCGAGGACGCGAGCGGCAGCUUUACGUUCGUUCUAGUUUUCAAAUGCUUCCUGUGCCUAGUGCGUGUUUGCUUUGUGCCUCUUAAUUCUUCAGUGCAGUAAGGGUUUGUCACUUUGGGCCUGGCAUGUUGCCUUUGAAGGCCUGCUUCCAUGGCAUGGUACCGUGCUAAAUCUUGUGCAUCAGUGUUGGCACGGCAACACUGUUUAACCAAUUUUGCCUUUGCCCACUUUUGUCACAGGCAGAAAAGAAAUGCGAAAACUUAUUUUUUAGGACUGCCAGACCAAUCUGUUUCCUCUGCCGGUGCUAGAUUUAAGAUAUGCUAACAUUCUGUGGCAGUUCUUGGGUGCAUGGUCUGGCAGGCGUACAGUUGGUUCAGAUAGCCCAUAACUCAUUUUACGUUGAAGGGAUGUGCGUGGAAAUGGAGUAAUGUGCAGUGCAAACUGCCCAUCCAAAUUCCAUCGGCUUAUGUCUUCCAUCCAUGAAGAGCACAAGUCAGUUUUCAUCAUCAUCACGAGAAGUCACAGUUCUGCUCUCAACACGUCUGCUCUUUGAGAGCAGAAGUUGUACUUGUGUUUUGCUCUGUGCUCUUCACAGCUUGUUUGUUCGCAGUUGUUCUGUCCAGAAUUUUGUUCCUCUGCAGUUCUGUCAGUUGUCUUGCGCUGCCUGCUCUCCAACAUGUACUACCAAGCUUGCUUGGCCACGUUACUGCAGUUACUAGUGGUAGCUGGGGGCCUCUCUGCAUGAGCAUAGGCAUCCAUCAUGUGCAGACAUAAGCAGUGCUACACACAACAGGUGCUUUACAACGGGCAAUAGAGUGCAGGGUGCAUUUUUCAGGCAUCGGCAGUGCAAGAAAGUGGCUCGUCUGUUUCACCGAGUUUCAUAUGUAGCAAAAUGGGUCCCAUUGCGAUGGUGGCAAAGCAGCAGCAUGCUUUAUGGCUAACAAAGUGGCAGGCUUUUACUGUGGCGUCUUUUGAUGGCUUUCUUUUUGCUUUGUGUUGGUGUGUCGAGGGGACAGUUCUGUAUUUUGUUUUUAUGAAGGCUGUUAUAUCUUUUUCACUAUCUUGUUUCUUUUUUUUUUUUUCUAGUUCGAAAAAAAGGCACUGAGCAGUGCUAAACAAGCAGCUUUAUUUAAGCACUUGGGCACUACUGCCAGCCACAAUAUUUAUAGGUUGUUAAUAUAUUUCUAAUCUGAAACCUUGCAAUUUGCUGGCUUGUUCUAUUCACUAGUGCUUAUGAAGUAGCAGCAUUCCUAGUAUUUUGCAGGGGUUCUUAUUGUUGAUUUUUUUACUUGUUUCUUUUCUAUGAGAAAUUUAGUACUACAGAGGGGUAUCACUGAAAUCUUUUGUUUUCAAUUUCCCUGCUGGAAGUUCACCCUGAAAAUAAUUUUUUGUUUAAGUUAACCACACUAGUGUCCUGGUAGGGUCACAAAAAGCGUAGCUUCUUUAUUUACAGUGUUUUCAAUUUAGUUACUGUUAUUUUUGUAGCAAAUAAUUGUAUAUCUGUACAUAGUGUGUGCUUUUUUCAUUUAGUGCUAAUGGUCCUUAUUGUCGAUGCCAAUUGCGUGAGAAAAAAAAAAAAAGGCUAAGAAUGGCUGGGUGUGGCAGAUGCUUAAAUAAGACUGCUUGUUCAUGACAAAGCGUACGCCUCUGAAUUACUGUUUUUCAUUUCAUUGCUUCAUGUCUUCAUUAUAAUCACAGGGAACAUCACGUCAUGACAUUAUCUUAAGCAUUGAUGCAUCGAUUUCAUGAAACAUGGCAAUCACACUGUUAACAUUGCCAAGAUGCACACUAAGCACAUCUGUCGUGUUGUUGAGCAGAAAUAAGGGUGAGGAGAUAGGAUGUGGAGAGGACGCAUUUUUUCAGCCCUUAUUUGCGUUCAAGGACACUACAUGAUGCACCAACUGACCCAACAGCCAACGCUUCUAAGCACAUCUGCCUUGUAUGAUAACACGAUGUAUCUUGGCUCCAACUACAGUGCAGGCAUUGCCCAACGUGAAUUAGAUGCACCUAUGCUGGAUGCUAUUGCAUCAAAAGUAUGCUGUAAACACAGACCUUCUGGUUACUGCUUUACAUAUUCUUGCUAGUUACUGUUGUAGAGUGGAAAAUGAAAACUAUUUGUGCAAGGAGCGAAUUACUCCUAACCUCUGUGAUACUUGUAUCUUAGACUUGAAUUCAAUAGCCAGCGCUGUAGUUCGUUCAGUUGCAGGCUGCAGAAUACUGGCGUUGACUCAUUUUGGCAUGCUUCAAUUUCAUCCCUCCUUGCUCCCCCUUCCCAUUUCUUACCCUCGUCCCCAGGUGCUGAGGAUGGCACCUCUAGCAUGUCAACCUCACCACCCUUCCCAAAUUCUUUUUUAUGUAAUAUUUGUGGAUAUUCAUGUGUGGUGCCCACAAGAGAAGAAUAAAGGAAAAAUAUGAAAAGCC